AUGACACCCUUACACCUCAGCUAUUUUAUAGCAUUUAUUAUCAGCAUAACAGGAUUUAUACUACACCGAACCUCUUUAAUUUCAACCUUAUUAUGUUUAGAAGCCAUAAUACUAUCAUUAUUUAUCGCCACAUCAUUAUGCCCAAUUCAACUCCAAACCACAUCAUUUAUAUUAAACCCUAUAUUAAUCCUAACAUUUUCAGCAUGUGAGGCUAGCCUUGGAUUAUCCCUACUAGUAGCAUCAUCACGAACCCACAACCCAAACAACCUACAAAACCUAAACCUAUUACAAUGUUAA
Messenger RNA from Pelodiscus sinensis (Chinese soft-shelled turtle), 297 nucleotides. NCBI's taxonomy places the organism in Eukaryota, Metazoa, Chordata, Testudines, Trionychidae. The record is from the annotation of a RefSeq genome assembly.